Messenger RNA from Acanthoscelides obtectus, 637 nucleotides. The record is from the annotation of a GenBank genome assembly. NCBI's taxonomy places the organism in Eukaryota, Metazoa, Arthropoda, Insecta, Coleoptera, Chrysomelidae.
UGCGAUGGAGUGUGGUCGCCUCUUGUUUAACUUUUUUGCGUGUUCACAAUGUCGUCAAAUAGGAAACGUGUGUUUAUGAUUAAAGAAAUGUUGAAGAAAUUAGAGGAAAUGCUACAGGGCGUCUCUACAAUUACCAAUACAUCGUAGACAUCAGGUCUAUCCUCUUUUGAAAUCUGACAUGCAAAAACUAGCCAAAGAAUCUAAAAUGGACAAAUUUCUCUUUGGAAAAACAUUCAUGGAGAAAUGUAAAAUUAAUCAAACUAUAGAUAAAUCUGCAGUAGAGCUGCAGGUGAGUAAAGUUCCUGUAAGCAGCCAAAUCUUUAAUAGGAGCCAUUUAAACUGGCAGCGCCCCAAAACAUCCGUACGUUUUCGGAAGAGUCAGUUUCUACUAAACAAGAGAAAGGAUCCUCGAAUACAAGAGAGAAACAGAAAUCAAUGGAGAUCAUCGGGAGGGAACCUAGCCAGAUACAAUUAGCGAAACCGACAAAUUCAGUAGAGGUAAAUGUUAACAGUAUUGCUUUAUUUGCCGGUAGACUAAAGUAUUUUCAAAAACCUUGGAAAUCUAUAACGAAUGACAGAUUUAUUCUGAGCUGUAUAACUGGCUACCGUUUACCAUUUUUUCAUACUCCUAAACAGU